CGAAAAGUUGUGUUCGUCUCUAACCUAGAAAGCAACAGCCCAAAGGUCCACAAAACUUCGUUUCCUCAUAAGAGAUUUUUUCUAAAAAGUAUGUGAUAGAAACGACAAAAUUAGUAAAGUCAUUCGAUAGUCAAAAAUAUUGAAAAUGUACAUUCGGGUUAGUGCAACUUGGUUGGAGGACAAGGAGAGACAUGAGAGUCUACUUUCUUUGCCUCAAACAACCCCCAUCGAAGAUCUUAGAAAAAUGGUCCAAGAAAAAACUGGAGUAGAUCCUGGGCAACAGCGACUGUUUUAUCGGGGCAAAGAGCUAUGUGAAGGACACAUUUUAAAUGACUACUCAGUUCUACCUAAUGAUGUCAUCCUUCUUGCAAAACGGAUUAUUCCAGUUGAGGAUAAACAAGACGAUGAACCAAUUUUAACGAAAGAGUCCCAGGCAGAGGAGGGGGAUAAAUUAAUUCCUGCAAAGUCAGAAUACUACUCUACAGGUGACUAUGUCGAUGCUAAAGACUUGGAUUAUGGAUAUUGGGUUGAAUCUAGAAUUGUAGGGAUAUUUAAAAAUGAAGAAGAAGCACUUGAGGAGGAUUUUAUUUUCAAAGUAAAGAGAGCAGAGCAUGUUUUUCCUCUUCAAUAUGAGAUGGAUGUUAAAUUUAAGGAUAUCCGUCCUGCAAGCUAUUAUAUUUAUAAAAUUUCCGAGCUGGAACCAGGCAUGACUGUACUGACCAAUUGUAAUAUCGAUUCCCCAAAUGAACUUGGUGAUUGGUAUGAUUUGCUUAUAGAAAAAAUAGGAAGAACUCGUAUUUCUGGAACUGUAGUAAUGGGAAAUGGAUCUGUUGAAAAUUUUGAUGUUAAAUCUAAUCAAGAGUUUAUGAGAAUUGAAAAAGCAGAUAUACGUAGAGAACACAUCCCUAAAAUUCAUAAAAGAAAAUACCCAUACCUUUGUAAAAUCUGCAAAGACAACCUCGAAGUUGAAUGCAAAAUUUGCAGUUGCAGUAUGUGUGGAGGGAAAGAUGAUUGGGACCAGAUUCUAUUGUGUGAUGAGUGUGAUAAAGGUUUCCACUUAUCAUGUGCAGAUCCGCCGAUGAAAACAGUGCCAGAUGGUGACUGGUAUUGCAGUUCCUGCAGAACUGAUACGUCAGAGAUAGUCCAACCUGGACAAAAAUUAAAAAUCACUAAAAAAAAACCUAGCAUGAACACCAAAAAAAGAAAUUGGGGUACAGGUAUGGCCUGUGUUGGUGUGCAGGAGCGCAACGAUAUAGUUCCAAAAAAUCAUGUUGGUCCUGUUCCUGGCAUAGAAGUAGGAACAUGUUGGAAGUUCAGAGCAGGGGUUGCUUCAGCGGGUGUUCAUAGACCUAUGGUCGCUGGAAUUCACGGUCAAUCGUCAGACUGUGCUUACAGCGUAGUGUUGUCGGGAGGUUACGAAGAUGACGUUGAUAAUGGCAAUGAGUUUUACUAUACCGGUGCUGGAGGACGAGAUUUGAAAGGAAACAAACGGACGAACAAGCAAUGCUUUGAUCAAACCCUUACCAGAACAAAUCGAGCUCUGGCUUCAAACUGCUACGCGAAAUUGAAUAGCCGUGAAGGUGCAACAUCUACCGAUUGGAAAAAGGGCCAACCUGUACGAGUUGUGCGAAGCUAUAAGUUAGGCAAACAUUCCGAGUAUGCACCAAAGGAGGGGUUCAGGUAUGAUGGCACCUAUAAGGUUGUCAAGUACUUUCAACAGAGAGGCCAGUCUGGACAUAUGGUCUGGAGAUAUUUGUUACGCAGAGACGAUCCAGCUCCUGCACCAUGGGAAGAAGGUGGACAGACUUUUGACAUAAUCUAUCCAGAAAAUUAUCUAGAAAGCCAGGAAGAAAAGAAGAGAAUGGAAGAAGAGAAAAUUAAAAUCAAAGGAGCGCCCAAAAAUCCACAGGAAAAAAGGAAAAGAACAAGUGACAGUACUGAUUCAGAUGUGACAGCAAAAAAACCAAAGUACAGUGCCUAUAAAUUAAAUUCUACUGCUUUGAAGGCCAUUAACGAUGAUACGGUUAACAAACAAUUAUGGCUCGAAUGUCAGGAGGUCGCUCAAGAAGGUCAAAAAAAAUUCACAGACAAAGUCAAGGAAGCGUUUAUCUGUAUCAUUUGUAGAAGUCUUGUCUAUGACCCAGUCACAUUGAAAUGCAGUCUUAAUAUAUGCUUGAGAUGCUUGAAGGACUCCCUCAAGCACUGCGAUACUGAAGAUUUUCAUUGUCCCCAUUGCCGAGAGAUUCUAGGCAAGGCCGUCACAUUUGUUGAAAAAGUCCAGGAAUUCAGAAACGAUAAGUUGAAGACAGCUCUAAAUAUAUUAUUUCCUGGAUAUGGAAAAGCGUAAUCUAGAGAAUUUAAGCAUUAAAAAUGUGUGCCAUAGGCUAUUUGUUCUUUGUUUUUAUUUAAUUUCAUUUUUAUGUUUAUUCCUUGAUGUUUAUUUUGUAACCGUGUUUUGACUCAAAAUAAUAGCGUUUUGGAAGCAUUGAUAAAGCUUGAGACAGCUUUAACUGCCGGGAAUAUCUUAAUCUAUAGCAUUUGAGCUUUGAAAAUGUGUGCAAUAGGCUAUUAUUUGUUAUUUUUGUGAUUUCGUUUUUAUUUUUCGUUACUACGGUAUCAUUUUGUAGCUGUGUUUUGACUUAGAAGAAUAAGUUUAUUAUUUUUAGGACGAGAAGCUCGAGACUGCUUGAUCUAUAGAAUUCUACCUUCAAAAAUGUGUUCCGUAGGCUAUUUGUUGUUUUUUUUAAAAUUUUUAUUUUUAUUUUUCGGUACUAUGGUAUCAUUUUGUAGCUGUGUUUUGACUGAAAAUACAUUUAAUAUUUUUGAGGCCAGAACCUUGCGACAUCUUCAAUGGCUUGGGAUAGUUUAAUCUAUAGAAUUUGAGAUUUUAAAAUGGUCAGCCAUUUUAUGUAUUUCAUUUGGUUUCUAUUUUUCGUUAGUUGUAGCAAUGUUUUGACUUGAAAUAAGCGUGUUUAUAAAGUUCAUUAUUUUUAAGACUAGAUGCUUGAGACAGCUCCAAUGACUUAGAACUUAGUUUUAGGAAAUGUUGAAAUGAUACAUAUAUUAACUUUAGUUUACCAUUGCAUUAUUUUGUAACAGAGUUAUUUUUAGUUUUAAAAAUUUAUUUGAAACAUAAAAACAAAUUAUUAUUAUAGACCUAGUUGGCCAAUUUAAGUGAAAAAUUGCAUGUAACUAUGAAACUGUGAUCCAGAUAUUGAACUGAUCUCUCCUGAUAUUGAUCUAAUUAUAAUUAAGGUUUAAUGAACUUGUGCCAAAGGCAAUUUGUUUUUUUUUUUGCAGACAGCUUUGAAAACUGCUAGUCGC
Messenger RNA from Ceutorhynchus assimilis (cabbage seed weevil), 3324 nucleotides. The record is from the annotation of a GenBank genome assembly. NCBI's taxonomy places the organism in Eukaryota, Metazoa, Arthropoda, Insecta, Coleoptera, Curculionidae.